AUGGCGACAGCGUUUGCCAACACGAGUGCAAGCUCCAACCUUUACCUGUAUUCCUCCGCCGUCUCGCCUUCACCCUCAAACCCUUUCCUCGCCGCGUGGGACGCAUCGCCGUCGCUCCUCUCCGUCCUCCAACUCCACCCUGUCCCGAUCCACCACCACCACCUCGUAACACGACUGAGCUCACAAGUUCCUCCUUCUGAUAGUCAUUCUUACCCAGUAAUCUCUAUAUAUUGCACUUGGGUGUCAUCUGCGGUGAAUACAAGAAAGAGUAGUGCCAGCCCGAGUCCUGGCUGUGAAUGGGCAGUUUCAGCCACUGCAGAAGAUUUUGUAUAUGUUAUACAUGAUGUCAAUACUCUACUGUCAGAAGUUCGUGGCGAUUACGUUGGACAUAUUUAUCUUCAUGCUCCUCCGAAGUUCUGGAUAUGGUGA
Messenger RNA from Microthlaspi erraticum, 429 nucleotides. The record is from the annotation of a GenBank genome assembly. Lineage: Eukaryota; Viridiplantae; Streptophyta; Magnoliopsida; Brassicales; Brassicaceae.